Manihot esculenta (cassava) is the source of this 1815-nucleotide messenger RNA. Its product is annotated as putative RING-H2 finger protein ATL21A. Lineage: Eukaryota; Viridiplantae; Streptophyta; Magnoliopsida; Malpighiales; Euphorbiaceae. Gene Ontology annotation, molecular function: polysaccharide binding. The coding region runs from base 833 to 1654 and encodes 273 amino acids. The transcript has 4 exons. The record is from RefSeq and is a predicted model, not a curated record.
AAAAAUAAAAAUAAAUAAAAAUGAAAAACAUACAUAUCAUAUUAUAUUUGACCACCCAAAAACUAGCUAUUUCACCCAUCUAUCCCUUCGCUGAAACCCGCUGUCCUAGCUGCAUCAAAAUUGCAACCAAUGCAGCUCUCCAACUCUUAAUGUUCAUGCAGUAACGUUCAAAUGAAACCAUGUAACCUGCAUUAAGUUGCUUUUCCUUCACACGCCUGCUCCUUUAAAUGGUGUCAUUCUUGUAAUUGGAGUUGCUGGCAUAUCAAAGCUUAACAUGUGGCGGUUCUGGCCUGAACUCGAAGCCAAGAAAACUGGCGGCCAAAUUUCCCCUUGUGCUAUGACGAAUCAUCAGCUCAAACUACAUUGCCAUUUUUAUAACUUUCUCAUACUUCCCAUGCUGCAACUUGUAAUUGCUGCCCAGGUUUUCCCCUCCAAUUGAAUUAACUAUUCCCUUGUUAAUGCACACCAGGUAUUUGAGGAAAUGAGAUAAACGGAUUUAAAGCUAAAUCUAAAGUAGAUUAAGAACUGCUACAUCAAACAGCAUAAGCGGCACUGGAAACCAUUUGAAGAUGUGAGAUUUGCUUUCAAAGAUGACAUAACCAGUAGCAGGGGAGGGCAUUUUUUCCGAAACAUGGGCUACCUCAUUACCUUUCGUUCAUACAUGAGCAAACUCCAGUCUGUCAAGCUGUCGCACAAAGCUGGUAAUUGAUUUAACAUAAGCCCGAAUACUUCAAGGCAAGUUACCUGGAGACCUGGUCCCUACUAGUAAAAGUCAAGAUAACGCAAUUUGCAGGGACAAACAAAAUUAGAAUUUGGAGACAGGUUUUAUUUGAUGAUAUUAAGAUUUAUGGUAUCGCUUGCAAUGGAUGCUGCCUUCAUAUUUAUUCUUGUCUUCAGUUCCAUGUUUCUAAGCACUGAAGCUUUUCAAUCCAACUGCUUCACUCUCAACUGUGGUGAUGGUGCUCCUGAUAUUCGUUUCCCUUUCUGGGUCUCAGGCCGGCAGCCCCAUUACUGUGGUCGCCCUGCUUUUGAACUUUCUUGCAAACACAACACCACCAUGAUUCGCUUUCCAAGCUACGGAGACUUGGUCGUGAAAUCCAUCUCCUACGGUGACAGAAAACUCCAGCUUCUUGAUCCCAACAACUGUGUUCAUCAAGUGUUUCUUAAUCUCAACCUCUCUCACACUCCAUUCAGAUAUUACUAUGUCGUCAAGAAUUACACAUACCUCAACUGUUCAACUAGGCUUCCACCUUCGUUUUCAGAAGUUUCAUGCUUGAGUGGGCCUAGGCAUCAUAUUUACACUGUAAAAUCUUCUUUGGUCCUGCCAGAAUCCUGCAGGCCAGUUAAAACUGUUGCAAUUCCAUUUUCAUAUAGUCCUUAUCUUGCUGAUAAUAGUUUUGGCCUUGGGUUAAGUUGGAGCUCUCCUGAACGUGAUGAAGAUUGUGAAGCAAAAGGAGGCCAGUGUGGUCUCCAAACAGGAUGUUUAGGUUUUUCAAUCAAGAACUUGAAUUUUGGUGAUGUCUCUGACAAGAUGUUGAAGAUUCUGUUGUGUAUAUUGACGGUGAUACUGGUAAUGAGCAUAAAGAUUCAUCAUUCAAAGAAAGUGGAUAUGCAGCUAGAAAAUGAGAAUCUGCUUGAGGUUUUGAGAUGCUAGAAAGCUCAAGAAAACAUGGAAUUAUGAAGAAGCAUUUGCUUGAGGUUUGCCCCAAUGUGUAGCAGCAAAAUGCAUAAAUUUUAUACUUAGAAACUAUGAUUUGCUAAAUAUUCUAUAUAUGUUUAUAUUCCAUUUGGGCUUUUACCUUUUUAAUUAAGUUA